AUGGAUAAAGAGACGGUGACGCAGGUGGACAGCGACCGAAGUCCAAUCCAUGAUCCGACGCAGUAUGGCGAGGAGAAGGGACAUGUGGAGCAGGUUAGCCUGCAGAAUAAUGUGUCAGCACGAAUCAAGAACCCCCUCGCCGAUCUGACGAAAGAACGAGUGCUGGACGACGUGGAACGGUUUGCGCAAGAGCAUCAACUCCAGGAAAUCUUGCCAGAGCUAAAGAAGGGAGCGCUGGUGGCUCGGGAUCCGGGCGAAUUUGAAUCUGUCCCGGGCUUGACCGAUGAUGAGAUCAAAGUGCUCCAGGAUGAGGUUCUGCACAAAUGGCGCCAGCCGCGGGCUCUCUACUUUACCAUCAUUCUCUGCUCGAUUGGGGCAGCAGUUCAGGGCUGGGAUCAAACCGGCUCCAACGGUGCAAAUCUGUCCUUCCCUGACGCUUUUGGAAUCCCCGAGUCAGGCGUCCCCGACGCCAUUCGCAACCAAUGGCUCGUCGGUGUCAUCAAUGCCGGUCCCUACCUUUCGAGCGCAUUCUUCAGCUGCUGGUUAUCCGAUCCCAUGAACAGAUACUUCGGCCGUCGAGGUACUAUUUUCGUUGCCGCAAUCUUCUGUGUCUUGUCACCGAUUGGCUCGGCAUGCACCCAGAAUUGGCCGCAGCUCUUCAUCACUCGUCUCCUGUUGGGCAUUGGAAUGGGCCUCAAGGCGUCGGUGGUCCCAAUUUUCUGCGCCGAGAAUGUUCCCGCCAAUAUUCGCGGUGGCCUCGUGAUGUGUUGGCAAUUGUGGACAGCCUUCGGGAUUUUCCUCGGGUAUAGUGCGAACCUGGCAGUGAUGUAUACGGGAGAUAUUGCAUGGCGCCUCCAAUUCGGUUCAGCCUUUAUCCCGGCUGUCCCACUAUUGUUCGGCGUCUACUUUUGUCCCGAGUCGCCACGCUGGUAUAUAAAGAAAGGCGAGAUCAACAAAGCAUACAAGUCACUGCAACGGCUCCGCAAUAGCCCGCUCCAAGCAGCCCGCGAUCUUUACUACAUCUAUGCGCAGAUCAAGGUCGAGCAGGAAUUAAUCGGAACCAGCAACUACCUCCAGCGAUUCACAGAGCUCUUCACAAUUCCACGAGUGCGACGCGCGACCCUGGCCUCGUUUACCGUCAUGCUCGCGCAGCAAAUGUGUGGUAUCAACAUCGUGUCUUUCUACUCAUCCACCAUCUUCUCCAAUGCAGGCGCAAGCAAUCGAGACGCCCUUCUCGCCUCUUGGGGUACGGGCUUGGUGAAUUUCGUCUUCGCCUUCCCCGCCGUGUGGACGAUUGAUACGUGGGGGCGUCGGACGCUGCUGCUCUUUACCUUCCCGCAAAUGGCGUGGACGCUUCUAGCGGCGGGCUUCUGCUUCUACAUUCCAGAAAGCUCGCCUGCUCACCUGGGGAUUAUCGCUUUUUUCGUGUUCUUGUUCGAGGCGUUUUACUCGCCCGGCGAGGGCCCUGUGCCGUUUACGUACUCUGCCGAGGUUUUCCCGCUGUCGCAUCGCGAGGUCGGCAUGGCCUGGGCUGUCGCCAUCUGUCUAGGAUUCGCCGCGGUCCUCUCGAUCACGUUCCCUCGUAUGCUAAUCGCAAUGACCGCAACGGGUGCUUUUGGCUUCUACGCCGGUCUCAACGUCACCGCCCUGGUCAUGAUCUACCUAUGGGUCCCCGAAACGAAGCAGCGCACGCUGGAGGAACUCGAUUACAUCUUUGCCGUUCCAACCCGAGUCCACAUGCACUAUCAAGUGUUCAAGGUGCUUCCGUGGUGGAUCAACCGAUACAUCUUCCGCCGACAUGUGGAGCUUGAGCCACUUUACAAGUUCGAUCGGGUUGCUACGGAGGAGACUGCGGCUGAAGUGCGGAAGCGGAGUGUGGUUUCUGCGAAUAUGAAGUCGUGA
Penicillium argentinense is the source of this 1902-nucleotide messenger RNA. RefSeq names its product sugar porter family MFS transporter. Gene Ontology annotation, molecular function: myo-inositol:proton symporter activity. The transcript is spliced from 6 exons. Gene Ontology annotation, biological process: transmembrane transport. Gene Ontology annotation, cellular component: membrane. Lineage: Eukaryota; Fungi; Ascomycota; Eurotiomycetes; Eurotiales; Aspergillaceae. The record is from RefSeq and is a predicted model, not a curated record. Bases 1 to 1902 code for a protein of 633 amino acids.